UGUGUGUGUGUAUAUCAACCGUGGACCACGAAUAAAACUGCUAACAAGUUUCCAAGCUUGAGCGCCUCGAGUCUGGACUUAAACGCCUUGUGUGCUGCUUUACAGUCGGCGACUGUGCUAUUUGUAACGCUGCUAAUUCACAGCAACGCUGAAUCUCAGCUAUACAACACGAAGACCUCCCCUGUUAGUGACAUGUCUGAGGGAGUAGUUGGGAGAGGAGAUUUUGGCUCCAUGGUCCUUCCAAGCCGACCUGAAGUGGCAGCAUGUCCUGACCAGGAUGAGUCCAUAAACAAAGCCUCAUGGGAGCCACCAGCUGGAAUAUAUGGCCAUGCUGUCUCUGGAAGUCAUGUUGAUUGUGAUGACAGCCCAGAACCUUAUCAGGCAAAGAAGAGGGUGAAGCUGUCCAAUAAUGCAACGGAUAAGAUGCGCCAACAUUGGUUCGAACAGCAAGAAGCCCAGCCUACACCGGGAAUGAGCAGAACAACUGAAGAGACCUCAGAUGAAGCAGCAUCUCUGCAAGAUGAAAUCAUACCCGUUUCCCUAAAGAAGGAUCCCUACGAGCAGGUGGAGUUGCGGCCAUUCUCCAGACCGGAGCUUGCCCUCACUCAGAGCUUCAGUCUGCUUAACUUGCGUGACUGGAAGAAUAAAAUCGAGGGGCUCAUGUUCCUGCGCUGUUUGGCACGGUAUCACUCCGACGUGCUUAAAAGCAGGCUUCAUGAAGUCUGCCUUGCUAUCACUCAAGAGGUUUGUAACUGGCACAACAGAGUGUCCUGCAUCGCCAUGGAGACUUUAGGAGAGCUGUACUCUAGCCUGCAGAAGGGAAUGGACCAGGAGCUGGAAGCAACAGCCAAAGUUCUGUUACACAAAACAGGACAUACCAAUGAGUUGAUUAGCCAGCCCGCAGAUGCCGUGCUGGGUGCCAUGGUGCAGAACUGCACACCUACACUCAGCAUGAACGCCCUGCUUGCUGGAGGACUUGGUCACGUGAAGGCAGCUGUAAGGACGUGCACUGCUCAGCACUUGACUACUCUGGUCGAGAAGAUCGGCACCGGGCGCUUAUUGUCUGACGUGAAAGAUCUCACGGACCGAAUCUUACUUGCUGUCUCCAAGCUGGUGCGAGACUCUUCACCUGAAACCAGAUCUCUUGGACAGCAAAUGCUGCUGUUCUUGUCUUCUCACGAAGACUUUGAUAAUAUGGUGGAAAAGUACAUCCCUCCCAACGACCUGGUAACCAUCAGGAACAUCAUUGUCACUCUGAAGAACAGGAAGCACUGCCUUAACCCUCUUGGGCAUGGAGUUCACCAGAGCUUUACAGGUUGCCACUGGAGUCCUCUUCCACUCCUCCAUGACGAGGUGCCAUGUUGAACUAGAGAUUCACGAGAUACACGAGAUACUGUACA
This is a messenger RNA of Ictalurus furcatus (blue catfish), 1400 nucleotides long. Its product is annotated as TOG array regulator of axonemal microtubules protein 1-like. Gene Ontology annotation, cellular component: cilium; cytoplasmic microtubule. Gene Ontology annotation, biological process: microtubule cytoskeleton organization. Bases 193 to 1365 code for a protein of 390 amino acids. The transcript is spliced from 10 exons. Lineage: Eukaryota; Metazoa; Chordata; Actinopteri; Siluriformes; Ictaluridae. Gene Ontology annotation, molecular function: microtubule binding. The record is from RefSeq and is a predicted model, not a curated record.